UGUGAACUUUUGAGAAGAAGCUUCAAUGCAUGUUAGGACACUUUGAAAAAUCAAUUUAGUUUUUGAAUAAACCUCUACCUCUUUUCAUCCCCUCUCUCUCUCGCUGCAGUUUCUUCAUUCAUUCUCUUUAUCAAAACCAUCAACAAUGGAAUUCUGGGGAGUUGAAGUUCUGGCAGGGAAGUCAGUUAAAGUGAAGCCUGAUUUUGAAUCUCUCAUUCAUGUUUCCCAGGCAUCACUUGAUAAAGGGAAGAAGGGAGAAACUGCUUUGUUGUAUGUGACGGUUCGUGGGAAGAAGCUUGUGAUGGGAACCCUCUCUCAAGGCAACAUUCCUCAGAUUAGCUUCGAUCUCGUCUUUGAGAAAGAGUUUGAGCUUUCCCACAGUUUGGAGAGCGGAAGUGUCCACUUUGUCGGAUACAAAUCCCCCAACAUGGUGGAAGAGGAUGUCUUCUCUGAUCCAGAAGAGGAGUAGGAGGAGGAAGCUGCUGCAGUUCCUGCAGCUGUCACUGCAAAUGCUGUCAAGGCUGACUCAAAACCAAAGGCCAAGCCUGCGGAGGAAGUGAAGCCUGAAUCAGCCGAGGAUGAGGAUGAGGAUGAUUCUGAAGAGGAUGGAUCCGACUCUGAGAAAGGAAUGGAUGUUGAUUCCGAGGAUGAGGGAGAAGAUGACACCCCUAAGAAGUAAGAAAGCCUGAGGUGUCCAACAAAAAGAGGCCGAACGAAUCUGCUUCCAAAACACCUCUUUCAGCAAAGAAAGCAAAACACCCAUGUAAAAAGCGUGGAUCAUCCUUCGGUGGUGAUGCUAACAAGAAACAUCCAAGGCCUAAAUUUAACGCAGUAGAAGAUUUUGAAGAUCUUGUCAUCGCAGACAACACGUCUUCCGAUUCCGAUUCCGAUUCCCACUAAAUUAGAAUUCGUAUGAACAAAUUAGUUCUAUUUAUACCUAAUUGGUUUCUUUAUUUUCCCUCGUUUUUCUUCCUUUGUAGUCAACUUGCUAUGCCUCUCGGUUAUGGAUGAGUACGAAUAAGAUAUCCAUAGAUUUUAAAUAUA
Raphanus sativus (radish) is the source of this 1044-nucleotide messenger RNA. RefSeq names its product histone deacetylase HDT2. The record is from RefSeq and is a predicted model, not a curated record. The transcript is spliced from 5 exons. Lineage: Eukaryota; Viridiplantae; Streptophyta; Magnoliopsida; Brassicales; Brassicaceae.